GAUGCGCACUGUGCGCCGGAUUGGAGACGGAACGCGCGGCGCAGACAGGGCACACAAAACAGGCACACACACCAACUUAGAUCCACACGGACGGACGGACAGACAAACGACGGACUCAUAGUGUAUGAUCCUCCCUGUGUGAGAAGGAGAUGGAGUUAAAAUAGGGGCACUGGACUGAAUGUUAGAGACUGUCGCUGUGGAUUUUCUCAACUUCGCGCCUCGACACUCAGAAGAGAAAAUGUGGAGAUACACCAAUUUGUUCGCCUGUCUGCUGGUUUUGUGUAAAGACGCGUCUUCACAGAGCAAGAUCUUUGGGGAGACUGAGCCUGUUCGGAUGACGUCAGAGGGUUCAGACUGCCGCUGUAAGUGCAUCAUGCGCCCUCUAAGUAAAGAUGCAUGCCUGCGGCUGCGGAGUGGCAGUGUACGUGUGGAAGAUUUCUACACGGUGGAGACAGUCAGCUCUGGAUCCGACUGUAAGUGCUCGUGCACGGCCCCGCCGUCCUCCCUCAAUCCCUGUGAGAAUGAGUGGAAGAUGGAGAAGCUGAAGAAACAGGCCCCUGAGUUACUAAAGCUCCAAUCUAUGGUGGACCUCCUUGAGGGAACACUUUACAGCAUGGAUCUAAUGAAAGUCCACUCCUACAUCAACAAGGUGGUCUCUCAGAUGAACACCCUGGAAGAGACAAUCAAGACAAACCUUACACGAGAGAAUGACUUUGUUCGGGACAGCAUGACGAGCCUGACCAACCAGUUUAAGAGAUAUGAGAAUUACUCCAACAUUAUGAUGAGCAUCAAGAAGGAGAUUUCCAGCCUCAGCCUGCAGCUGCUGCAGAAAGACUCCUCUGAGAGCAAAGCACAGGACACUAAUGGAGAGAAGACCAAGGAGGCUGUAAAAAUACCCAACAAAAAGAUCCCUGGAGCCAAACCCCCACCCAAACCACCCAAAGAAAAGGUCGUAAAGCCCAAGAAAGAGGUCAUUAAACCUGGGAAGCCGCUCAAGCCUGACCCUACGGCCAAAGCCAAGGUGGUUGGCAACCAGCCUGGCGUGGUGAGGGGCAUCACAUACUACAAGGCUGCCAAGAACGAUGAGGAUGAGCACAGAGGAGACCAUUCUGCCAAAACGUACACGGUCCAUCAUAUCACAGAAAACCAGUCAGAGGAGGGAGGAGCUGAAAUCGUCCUGGAAACCGUGGAGGCCACUGUGGCUGAACCCAUUGCCACCACUGCAGUUCCCACCACUACAACUACUGCCACCACCACCACCACAACUACUACCAGCACCACCACACCCACUACUAUCACCACACAAAGUAUGCCAGCUUCUGAAAGACCAGCUCCAACCAUUGUGCUGGUUCUGGACAAUUCCAACAACAACAGUCGGCCCACACUCCACAGAGCAGGGAAGAUCCUCAACUGUGAGGGGACUGUAGCAUCCAUUGAGCAGCCAGAGAAGCAGCACAGUUAUGGGCGCAACGAGGGAGCCUGGAUGAAGGAUCCACUGGCUAAAGACUCCAAGAUCUAUGUAACUAACUAUUACUACGGCAACAACCUGGUGGAGUUCCGCAACCUGGACAACUUCAAGCAAGGCCGAUGGAGCAACCUCUUCAAACUACCUUACAACUGGAUAGGCACCGGUCAUGUGGUUUAUAAUGGAGCCUUCUACUACAACAGAGCCUUCACCAAGAACAUAAUCAAGUAUGAUCUGAGAAUGCGAUACGUGGCAGCCUGGACGCUGCUGCAUGACGUGGUUUACGAGGACACCACCCCCUGGAAAUGGAGGGGCCACUCGGACAUUGACUUUGCAGUGGACGAAAGCGGCCUGUGGGUGAUCUACCCCUCUGUGGACUACGAUUACAACCAGCAGGAGAUGAUCAUCAUCAGUAAACUGGAUCCCGGAGACCUGACAUUGAAAAAGGAAACAACCUGGAGGACAGGUCUCAAGCGGAACUCCUACGGGAACUGCUUCAUCAUCUGUGGUGUGUUAUACGCCGUCAAUGUCUACAACCAAAAGGAAGGUGAAGUGAACUAUGCUUAUGACACGCACACCAACACUGAAGCCAUCCCACGCCUGCCCUUCACCAACGAGUACGCCUUCACAACCCAGAUUGACUACAAUCCCAAGGAGAAGGUUCUGUACGCCUGGGACAAUGGCCAUCAGCUCACAUAUCGGAUUAACUUUGUCGACCAGUGAGCACAGCUCACAGCAGGACUGCCAGUGUGGCACUUUAAUAGAAAGAAGAAGCUCCUUAUUUGACAGCCUUGAAGCAGCCAUAUUGGACUCAACAGGACAAAGGAUGGACCUACACCAGCCUUCUAUUACCAAUGCAUGCGAUUCAAACAUCUGACCUCACAGUGUACCAAACAUACAUGCCUCAAAUGUGUAUUAGGAUGUUACUGUUACUGUCAGUAGAAUGGACAGUGGACAGGGGGAAAUAAUCUCAUAGGUUGAGUUAAAGCUCAUCAGGCAGAGCUUUAGAAAGUGGAGAGUGUUCUUUUACAAAAUGUCAGCAGGCUGGCUAACGAGCAGACACAUAGAUGGCUAUAAAUGGUAAGUUUAAAUUAGAGACAGCAUUUGUAACAGAUUUAUCACUAGAUGUAAUUUUGGUAGUUUCUGAGGCCUGAAAAGCCAAAUCUGGGCAGAGACAUGAGCAGUGGCUGAGUGAGAUGGGCUCACAUCAGCCAAGCAGAUACUUUCCCAACUAGACUAGAUCUAGAGUCUAGUUGGGAAACUAGACUCUAGAUCCCACUAAAUCCUACACAUGGGUCUUUUAAAUUAUUGCUUCAGAUAAGCAGAUGAAGCUCUUAAGACAUAUCCUGUAUGGCACUAUAACAACCCCUAUAGUUGGAGGAAUCAUUACAGUGACCAAUAUAAUUCCGUAAACGUACACUUGGGCAUGCAAGCAUUGUAUUAAAACAGAGGUUCACCUAGAAAUUUGUACAGUACAACUUGUACAGUGUGAUGUAGAAACUUGAAGCCAUCAGUGCACAUCCACUGAGAAUGGACUUUACAGAAGUAGGAGACAUCUUGUGGUCCAGCAGGAAAACUUUAGAAAUGAAAAACAUUUGCAUAUUCAGAGAUUUUAAUGUGGAAAUAGUAGGACUUUUUAUAUGUGUCUUAUGCAUGUCUGGAGGGGAUCUUUAGGUUUUAGGUUAAGAUGAUCAAACUAGCAUGACUAGAUUUAGCAACCAUCACCAGGCUUUCUAAUCUUAGGUACCUCCACUUUUAUCUUUUGCCUUUUAAGUGCUUCAAAUAUUUUCACACAGCUAGUGUUAUUUAGCCCCGCCCCCAACAUUUAACUCAACCAGUGAGAUUAUUUCUGCCUCCAGAGUAGUGAGAAAUGUUUGUAAAACUAAACUGUCAGCUAAGUAUGGCCCAUCUACUCCAUCCUAUCACCAAGCACUUUGAUCAUAAAUCUGCUUUGAUUAUUAUUCCGGCCUCAUGAUGCUUCCUGUCUCUUUACCAUUGAUGUCGUUUUGAGGGAUAUGUUGAACAUAAUAUGAACUCCAAAAAGAAGAUUUUUUUAUAUAUAUAUGUACAUGAAUUCAUUUUACAUUAUCAUACAGCGUUUUUUCUAAUUUCCUGCAUCUUGUUAAAUCUUUAUGUUGUUGAAGAAAAGUAUGCAGCUUUUGUAUUGUUAAUAACAUUUCCAAAACCACUACAUUUGUUGUAAUUAUGAAGUAUUUAAACAUUUUCACCUCAAUGCAAAUUAACAGCCGUGGUUAGUCAUGCUAAUAUAACCUUUAGCUGUGCCAUCUUCAAUAACGGACGCCACAAACCAUGAAUGUUUUUAUGUUUGACAAUGACUGACAGUACUGUGUGAGGCACAUAAUGGCAAUGGUAAGCUUUAAGACUCACUUUUUAGUGUUGUUUUGGUCUUGUUAACCAUAUUUUCACAACCACAUUAUUUUUGCCUUUUCUUGAAUUAUCAGGAGUGUUUUGUUAAGUUUAUUCAUAAAAGGCAUGCUGAUUGUAAUAAAAUAAUUUGCAAUUGCAAGGUCUUCAUACAUAAAUAAUAAUGCCAUUAAAUGUAACACAACACUUGAAACCAGCUGUGUAUGUCUGUGCUAUGAAAUAAAAUUUCCAUUAUAAAAGUC
This is a messenger RNA of Morone saxatilis (striped sea-bass), 4092 nucleotides long. RefSeq names its product olfactomedin-like protein 2A. The transcript has 8 exons. Gene Ontology annotation, biological process: signal transduction. Bases 179 to 2188 code for a protein of 669 amino acids. Lineage: Eukaryota; Metazoa; Chordata; Actinopteri; Moronidae. The record is from RefSeq and is a predicted model, not a curated record.